GAGGUCUUUCUGCCGAGAUUUCUGAGUGCUGUUAGGACUGCUUGGGGUGGUCAGCCCAGUCAGUUUAGGUCUCAGCUGUUUGGGUUCUCAUCCAGCCUUCUAGUUAUUGAUUGAAGGUGUUUUCAUGAAACCCCUGAUCGUUUGCCUCUGAUGGCUGGCACUCUUAGGAACUUAUAUGGUGGUCUGCCUGUUGCUUUAGUAAUCAGUAGCUUAAAGAGUAAAUGUAUUCUGUAUUUUAUAGUUAGCCCACUUUUGCUUUAUUAGGAAAAUAAAGGGAUGACAAAAUGGGGGCAGUUUACAUACCACUGCUGUAUUUCUGGAACCUAAAUAAUGUGAAUUCUCUGGCAGACCUUUAAAGGCUGUUACAAAGGUAAGAAGAGUUAUUCCUAUAAAGUGAAAUAGCGACGUAUUUGUUCAUCGCCAUCCUAUCAUCACGGAAUGCAGGCAUCCCAUUCUCGGUGUAUACGGAAAUAUGCUUAUAGGAUUGGGAAACGGCAAGAGAUGGGAGUGGUGCAGCUAAAUGAGAAAUAGAGGCAUGAGAGAUAAAGCUGUUAUCACCUGCCUUUUGCCUGUAUAAAUUACAUCAUGUGCAUUACAUUGAAGUGAUGGCUGAUAACUUUCUCGAGUAAAGUGGCUGGAAAAAAAUGAAUUUGGGGCCAAAACCAAAUAUAAUCUGGGGUCAAAUAAAUAACACUCCAAACACAUGUAAAAUUCGACCCAGAAGCUAGUAUGAGUGCCAAAUAAAAGUUCAGUAGAGGUUUUGUCAAGAUUUCAUGCCUUCCAGUAUCUCAGCAACCACCUGGAUGAAUUGUUUGUGCUGCCUUGCCUCAGGAAAGUGGCUUUCCAUGUUGCUGUUCUGAACCUGUGACAAUCGUUUUAAAGCCCUGAAUGGCAACCCCUAUUAAGGUAUAAAACUUCAGCAGAAAGGCAGGCAAUUUUGGAAUUGGACUUGUAUUUAUGUAUGAAAAGAUUUUUUAAACGGUCGAUACUCUAAAAGAAAAAAUGACUUUUUUUAAAACAGGUGAGAGAAUUGUGACUAAGUUAUCCCUCCUCGUAAAAGGGGCAUAAUCAGAGUGGCUACCUCCUAGGAAUGUAGUGAGAAUUACUUAAUUUGCGAGUGGUGCGUAGUAAGCUUCCAGCAGUCAUUAGCCGUCAGGGGCGUCAUCCUCAGGGCGGGGGAGGGGCAGAGGGUGUCGCGCGCUCUGCAGCGUUCCUUUGUUCUCAAAUUUAGAUAACUUGCCUUCCCACCUAGCAGUUCCUGGGUGGCUCUGAGCCUUGCUAUGACGGUGUUAUAAGUACACAAAUAGCAUGUGAAGUCUCCUUGGUGUCCACUUUGAGUUAUUAAUUCCCUAGCACUUCCUUUGAAUUGAUGUCUCUGUGUUACCAGAAAGUUUUAGGAAAUAAAGCCUUGAAAAAUAACUGAGUAAGCGCGUAUGUUCUUAGGAUAAAAGCCGAAAAGAAUAACUGAAGACGGGAAGAAAUGAAUUGGGUCUUCCCCAGAUCCCUUCUGAUUUGGUUCAGUAACCUGACUUUAUGAGAAGAAUAUUUUUGAGUUAUGGAAAAUCUAGCUUAGAAAUAUAAAGACCGAGGUCAGGGAAGCUUGUCCGUGAUUUGGAGAUAGUACUAGUCUCUGGAGUGCCGUGGAGACAGCCUAGCAGCAGUGACUUCUCCCACCUUUUGUGAUCAGAUGCUCUGUCAGUUUGAGAAAAAUUCAGAUACGUGCUCUGUGUGAAUUACAGACAUGUCUACUUUCUGUUAUUUCAUUUCACCUUUUUUAGUUCUCAUUUUCUCCCCAGGGAUUGCUUUGCUUGUAUCCCCUGGAACGGGAUGUCUGCACUCAGGUGAUGGUUGGUCUAGAAGAGACAGUCUCACCUUUUGUUUUCUGGACCCCUUUGCAAUCUUAAAAAAUACGGAGGGUCCCACAGAAUUUUGUCUAUGUGGGUUAAUAUAUAACAUAAUUAAUAUGACCUAUGUUUAUAUAUCAUGUUAGAAAAUAAGACGAGAAUUUUUAAAUGUUUAUCAAGUCAUUUAAUAGUAAAAUCAGUGUUAACGUAAGUAACACUUUUUAACUGUUUUCCAAGACAAAAAGAAAGUUAGUGAAAGAGUGGCAUUGUCUGACCUUUUUGGAAAUCUCUUUAAAGUCUGGCUUAAUGGGAGACAGCCAUAUUCUCGUAUCUGCUUCUCCAUUCAGUCUGUUGUGAUAUGGUUUGGUUAAAAUAUAUGAAGAAAAUUGAGUCUCUCGCAGAUGAUAUAAUUGGAAAAAAGUAUUUUAAUAGCCUUAUAAGAUAAUCGUGGGUAGUCUUUUUUUGUAGUAGUCUCUAUGUUAAUACGUGGUAAUUUGUGACGUGGAAUCUGAUACCGUAUGUAUCAGUGAACUUUUGCUAUUGGUUAUUUGGGAAAUGUUGUUUCACUGGGUUAUGCAGAUCUUCCAAGCGUUACACAGUAUAGAAAUAACUAGCUUCUCUCGCCACCCAUCUUGUCAGAAACUUUUUUUAAGUACUGGGGACUUGUCAGGCUCCCGAUGGCAGAUAUGUUUUCCAGAAGUUUUCCUCGUGGGCAAAAACUCUGUCCGUUGUUUUCCUUCAAGUGACAGGCUGACUUCUUCUUACAUUUUUGUGGGUACGUGUCUGCCUCGUGUCCAUAUGUGAUGAACUAUAGUUUGUCGGCUCUUCGAGGUGAGAUGGUAUUCCAUGAAGACAGGACCGAGUUCAUUUUGCAGCUCAGACGCUCACCCGAGCGCUUUUCCUUAAGGCAGCGUAUUUUGCGCGCAGCGUGUUUCUGUGGACGCUCCAUUUUGUCACCUAUUAAAGAUACGUCAUCGAGGCUGCACAUUUCACAGAGAUACUUACUACUGCCUCACUAAGCGACAUUUUAAAGUAAAACAGGCACUUUUAAACUAAAACCCUGAGUGAUGGGGUUGCGUACCGUGGCCACUAGUGGAGCCCGGGGCCGCUGGGUGCCGGGACGUGCCGACAGGACAGCGGUUUCACCACGGCUGUGCGGAGAACAAGCACCAAGACAGAGAAAACGGCACGUGGGGGCUUGGCGUCAUGAACACCUUGGCCGUGCGUGGCUCCAAGAUUCUCAGACAUCCCUAGUGGCCCAUGAACCAUGCCCGCAGCUGCUGCUGGAGCAGCGCCCCAUCGGUGGGUCGGAAACCAAACGAAGUCGGGUCACGACCAGCAUUUUUUAAAAAAGAAAUGGAAUGCGCCAGAAAAUGGCCCAGAUGUCAUGCAGAAAUAAGCUGUUCUGUGAACCUCCUCUUAGAUAUCUAUGUAUGCCGUGAGUGCGCACUGAGUUGUGAGUGUAGAAUGUGUCCGUUUCCAUUUUUAUACUUAUUGGCUAGAUACAGCUGAUGUUAUACAUGUAAAUAUAUAAAUAUUCAUGUGUAUUUAUUAUGUAUGUUUACGUAGCAUCAUGUAAAAAUGACAGUUUUAACUGAAAGCGUUCAUUGCUACAGAAGUACCUUAUCUGCUGGGGCGUGACAAGGCAUCAGGACCUCCUAGGGUCCCACAAAAAAAUCAAACAAAAUUCCUUAAGAAGUAAUGUUAUAUCUUAGCAAAAUGUUUUAGAUUUAUGUUUCCUCACAAUAACCCCGGACAUAUAAAGAUAUAAAGUAGACAUUUGUAGCGUGGGAAAAAAGCAGGGGGAUGGUUAAUUAAUUAAUUUAAUUAAUUAAAUAAAUGAUUAGCUCAUGGCAGACAGCAAGUGGAAAAACACAGCCGUCCACAUCGCUCAUUAUCUCUAUCUACACAUCUAUAUAUGUAUAGUAAGUGAAACAUGAAUUCAGGCUGAUAUCUCUGACUCCAGCUCAGUACCAUGGGAUUCCUUUUUUCUUUUUUUUUUAAAUUUAUUUAUUUUUGGUUGCAUUCAAAGCUGCACAUGGGUUUUUCUCUAGUUGUGGCGAGCGGGGGCUACUCUUCGUUUCUUUGUUUUAGCACGCGGGCUUCUCAUCGCGGUGGCUUCCCUUGUUGCGGAGCACGGGCUCUAGGCGCGUGGGCUUCAGUAGUUGUGGCACACAGCCUUCGUUGCUCCGCAGCAUGGGGGAUCUUCCACACGCUAAGGACCAGGGCUCGAACCCGUGUCCCCUGCAUUGGCAGGCGGAUUCUUAAUCACUGUGCCACCAGCGAAGUCCCUGCAUACCUAUUCCUGAAUGAACUCAGGUUCACUUAGGUAAAUACCUAGGGGCAUGAAUUCUACGUGUAUUUUUAAAACUGCCAAACUGUCUUCCAGAGCGGCUCUGCGUGGGAAGCAGUAUGUGGGAGUUUGUGAAGGCUUGCUCCUUCUUACUUAAAUAUUUGAUGGACUCACCAGCGAAGCCAUCAGGGCCUGGGCCUUGCUUUGGGGCAGGUUUUAACUUAAUUUAGUACCUUUGCUGCCCUGGUUGAAUACUUCCAUGGAGCUGAGGGGGAGGGGUGGCACCAGCCCCGGCAGGACCGGGCACAGGCUAGCACUGUCCUUAACUGAAGUUCAAUCGCUUUCGUGAAUAAAAGCUUCUCAGUUCGUUGUAUGCCUUUGGUCUCCGUCCAGAGCACUGAAAUUCAGGCUGGUUUUGACACUCUCCUCCGGGUUGAUAAUCGUUCUGGGGGUGGACUUGUCGCCUUCCUCGUGUCGUCAUGCCUGAAGUCUCCUGCCUCGUGGGGUUUCUCCCUCUGCUGUGUCACCCCCGUUAGCAAACAAACGUGAUACAGCAGCUUCCCCAAAUUCUCAAGCCUCCAUCUCCAGCCACCAUUCCAUGUCUCUCCUUUUUUGGGGGGAGGGGGGCAAGAUUUUCUCAAAAUACAUCUCCACUCUCUGUCCUGUUCUCCCAACACCUCCACCCAAAAUCAAAAAUCGCUGUUGUUAAAUUCACCAACGUUUCCCAUGUCGCUGAAUCCAGAUCUGAGCUAUGCUGUCUUCAUUUUCCUUGAACCGUCAGUAGCCUUUGACACAGGACACAGCUCCCUCGUGGACGAAACUUUCUCUACUUUGCUCUCCCGGUUGUCCUGCCCCUGGCCUUUGCCUUCUUUGCAGAUUUUCACCACACCCUCCCCAGUCUGAUCCAGAGCUGAGUCCUCGUCUGUGCCCCACGUCUUGCACGUGUUCGUUUCCAGUUUGCACCUCUCUCCUGAGCAUUAGUCAUGUCUUACAGCAGAUCCCACCCCGUCUUCCUAACUUGUAUUGGCAGCUUCACCCUUCUGGUUGCUCUGCCAGCCGCCUUGGAAACUUUUUUUUUUUUUUUUUUUGCGGUACGCGGGCCUCUCACCGCUGUGGCCUCUCGCAUUGUGGAGCACAGGCUCCGGACGCGCAGGCUCAGCGGCCAUGGCUCACGGGCCCAGCUGCUCCGCGGCAUGUGGGAUCUUCCCGGACCGGGGCACGAACCCGCGUCCCCUGCAUCGGCAGGCGGACUCUUCAACCACUGCGCCACCAGGGAAGCCCCCUUCCUCGGGGCUUUUGCAUUCACCAUUCCCUCUGCCCAGAAUGUUCUUGGAUUUCUCUAAGACUGGUUUCCUUAUGACAGAUCUCUGUAACCUUUAGUGAGACUUCCUUGAGCGUCCUGUAUAAAUUAGCAACUUCCAGUCCCUAGCAUUCCUUGUCUCCCCUUUCACCUUUUUAUUUUGCUCCAAAGCACUUUUCAGCAUAUGACAAAACGUCUUUCACCUUGUUUGUCUCUCCCCCGUACAAAAUAAGCCCCAUGGCCAACAAGGAGAGAGAUUUUGGUCUGUUCAGUGAUGUAUCGCCUGUGGACCAGAGUGGUGUCUGAGAGAGCGAGGCAGGGGCUCAUGGUGGCCACCUACCAAGGAAGUGGUGGAGUCAGGAAUGAGAGCUGGAUAUCUUGAGUCCUUUUCUGAAGUCCUUUUCUGAUAACUCUUCUCCAUCCUGAUGGGUUUAGCCCUUACUAUACCCCAGCCCAUUCCACACAGUAUGCAUUCACUUUUUCUCUUGUUAAUUUACCUCUAUAUUAAUCUUUAACCAGACACUUCUUGAGAGAAAAGAUCAGCUCAUGUUUUUUAGGUAUGGAGCGUUCUUCCCAAAGUUCAGAGAGCAGAGAAAUAAGAAUGUAGAAUCAGGAUACUGCAGACAGAUGGUUCCUGAGGACUGCAGGGUUAGGUUAGGUUGUGGAGAUUAGUUUUGCCAGUGCCCACUGGCCGAGAGAGUGACCUGCAGGGCUGGACAGAAUGCGGAGUGCCCAGCAGGAGCAGAGCCUUGCUGUCUAGGAGGAGGGUGGAGUCAUCUUCCAGGACCAUGUGUCUCUGUCCUGACGCCUUGCUCUCUAUGCGAGAAGCCGAUUGGUUGACCAGCUUCCCAGGUACUUUGGUAUCAGAAGGCAUGUCCUAGGCUGGCUUCGUCAUUAAACAGGGUAUUCAGGCUUGCAUCUGUCCAUCAAGGGGACCGUCCUAGGGUUUCCUGUAAGACCUAAGGAGGAGAGACAGGACUAUAGUAAAUAUGCCCUGAAAUUCCCCUCUGCCCAGUCUCUUAGUUGAAAUUUUGCCCGAUUCUCUUUCUUGGGUAAAGGAAUCUCGUGAAACAAGAGCAAAGGGUCUAUGUCAGUAAAAUUUUUGAAAAGACAACCUUUAGUGCAUUCCAGAGUACUUUUAUUACACCCAACAGAAAUUGUCCAUUUGGGGACUCAAACUUGAGGGGAAUAAAAGUCAUUUUGAAUAACAUACGCAAGUUUUCUUAAUAGAGAUGUGUGUGCCCUCUAGUAGAAAUACUAUUUUGAAAUUGCUGCCUGUUCUAACCUAGAUGCAUUUUCCAAAUAAUCUUAAAGAAAUUAUGGUCACUUAACAAGCCUUGUCAGCAGCUCUGGAGAGUGGCACAGCUGAAUGGUGGUGGAGCUGGGACUGGAACUGAUGCUUUGAUACCCACGAUGCAGUACAUCCUUCCUCUUUUUUGCUGCAAAGCUUUGUCCUUUGAUGGUAAAUUUAAUUUUUGAAAACCACCAAAAGUCACAAAUAAGGUGAAUGACAAGAUUUAAUAAUCCACUAUUGGUCCAAAAUGAGCCGGCUUUAACAAGAAUGUUUUCCUUGAAUGUUGUAGCUAAUAGCCUAUAAAUACAUUUCUAAGACCAAACCAAAACAGGACAACAGGGAAUGAUGAAAUUAGAAUAUCCAAUCUGCUUCAUCUCACAUCUACACAACAGUCUCAGAAUAAGAAUUCUGAUACUACCAUUACUAAUUAUGAUCACUGAAGACAAUUUUUUUUAAGUUUUUUAUUUUGAUAAAGUCCAAAUUAUCAGUGUUUUGUGUUGUGGAUUGUGUUUUUUGGAGUUUUUCUGUUUUGUUUUGUUUUGCCGCACCAUGCACAGCUUACGGGAAUCUUUAGUUCCCUGACCGGGGAUCGAACCCAUGCUCCCUGCAGUGGAAGGGCAGAGUCCUAACCACUGGACCGCCAGGGAAUUCCCUAAAAAGAGUUAAACAAUGUUUAAUUGAAUAUGCUUGCUUUCUGGUCCCUGCUCCCCCCCACCCCCAUGCUUUUUCUGGGUGUAUUAAACCUUCAUUGGUUCAUUAUCAGAUCACAUAGCCAUCGUAUAUUGUACUCUGUCUUUUAACCUCAUUUAGACUUGAUUUUCUAAGUAGCUAUAUGUUUAAUAUAGUACCACCAGUGCUUAAAUCAGUGUCUCUGGUCAUUUUGGUCUAAAUCUUGUUCUCUAGUUCCAGGGGUGGCAAAGACCUUUCUGAAAAGGGCAGGAUAGUAAACAUUUAGGCUUUGAGGGCCAAAAACAAUCCUGUCACAUUGUGUGUGUGUGUGUGUGUGUGACACAUCUCUUUAAAACCAUUCUUUGCUUGAGGACUGUACUAAAAUACAUCUAGCUGCAGUUUGCCGUCCCCUACUCUAGUAGUUUCUGGAAGAAGUGCUCCUGGCAUCAGUGUUCCAGUUUUGCUGGAUAUAAAAUCCUUGGCUCGGGUACUAAUGAGCCAUCUAUAUAAAGUUUGACGUAUAUUUGAAAUACGUAACUUCAUUUUCUUCUGGUAUAAAACACUGCAGUUGAAGUCCGGUGAUGCUCUAAUUGUCCUUGUAAGUUACUUGCUGCUUUUGCCUAGAGCCCAAGGGAUUUUUUCUUUUUCUUUUUCUCUGCAGCCCAGUUGGUGUUGGUCAUUCUGGGUUGAUAUUCUCAGGUAUGUGUGUCCAUGAUACAUGUUUUUUUAACCUCAUAAUUUUUUCCUCUUACACCAUUCACUUUAUUUUUUUCCAGCUUUAUUGAGGUAUAAUUAACAAAUAAAAAUUGUAUGUAUUUAAGGUAAACCACACGAUAUUUUGAUAUUUGUAGACGUUGUGAACUAAUUACCUCAGUCGAGCUAAUUAACAUAUCUCACUCACAUAGUUACCCUGUGUGUUUGAGGGAGUGGGGACGUGAGAUCCCUUUAGAUCUCCUCUCUUAGAGGAUUUCAAGCAUGGAAUACACUACUGUUAACUGCAGUCACCAUGCUGUACGUUAAACCUCCAGAGCUUAAUUCAUCCUGCAUGAUUGAAACUUUGUGCUCCUAAAAGUUUUCUCGAUUUUUAGUUUUUAGUAUUUGUUUCAUUUCCUGAUAUGUUGCAUCUUCGCUUAACAUUAGUACAGAAUGUUUGCCACUGCCUCUUAAAUGAUUUCUCUCCUCAUUUCUUUUUGGUAUGUUUUUUGUUACUAAUUCCUUGUGUUGCCUCACUUCUGAGUUUUCUAAUUUAGGCUAUUCUGUCAUUGUCUUAUCUUUUAGCUCAUUUUGCAGUAGGAUAUAAUUUUGAUUGGCUUCCUCGCCGUCUGUUUCCGGCACACGUUUAUUGUCUGAACAGACGCCCACCUGUUCCUUAUUCAUUUCACGUGAAGGUUUUUCUAAGUUUUUAGAAGGAAGUGUGGCUCGGGACAGUCUUUCUGGCUUCACGUAACUCCUCACACCUUCGACUCCUGUUGGACACGGCUACCCUCUUUUUCACAUGCCUUUUCACAUGGUACUUGCUUUUUAUCACAGCAACUACCCCAGAACUCAGCUUGGCAAGGAUAUGAUGGCAUUAAAAGGAUGUAGAGCAGUCCUGUUGAAAGUGAGCUGCAUCAAGCUGGUCCUUUGCCUAGAGCCUGACAAAUGUCACAUACUGGAGCCCCUGUGCAUUUGCUGUGACGCCCUGUGACAGUUUGGUUGACCGUUAGGGUGAUGCUGAUGCUGCCGAUCUGGAAACCACACUUGAGAAACCACGUGUCCCAUGGGAAGCGGCACGAGCCGGCUCUACAGCGCUCUCACCAAGACCCUGGACGGCAGCUCCGCCUCCCAGCACCCAGCGUAUCUGGUGGCCCCCGACCCGGAACACCUGGAGCCCAUUGACCCCAAAGAGCUCCUUGAGGAGUGCAGGGCCGUCCUGCACACGCGGCCUCCCCGCUUCCAGCGGGGUUUCGUGGAUCUGAGGGCCGAUGGCCCCAGUAGUAGCCACACACCCAUCCGGGUCAUGCAGUGGAACAUCCUUGCCCAAGCUCUUGGAGAAGGCAAAGACAACUUUGUACAGUGCCCUCUUGAAGCACUCAAGUGGGAAGAGAGGAAAUGUCUCAUCCUGGAAGAAAUCCUAGCCUACCAGCCCGAUAUACUGUGCCUCCAAGAGGUGGACCACUACUUCGACACCUUCCACCCCCUCCUCAGUAGACUGGGCUAUCAGGGCACGUUUUUCCCCAAGCCCUGGUCACCUUGUCUGGAUGUGGAACACAACAACGGACCAGAUGGCUGUGCCUUGUUUUUCCUCCAGAACCGAUUCAAGCUAGUCAACAGUGCCAACAUCAGGCUGACGGCCAUGACGUUGAAAACCAACCAGGUGGCCAUUGCCCAGACCCUAGAGUGCAAGGAGUCCAGCCGACAGUUCUGCAUCGCCGUCACCCACCUGAAGGCUCGCACUGGCUGGGAGCGAUUUCGAUCGGCUCAAGGCUGUGACCUUCUCCAGAACCUGCAGAGCAUCACCCAGGGAGCCAAGAUUCCCCUCAUCGUUUGCGGGGACUUCAACGCAGAGCCGACAGAGGAGGUCUACAGACACUUCGCCUCCUCCAGCCUCAACCUGAACAGCGCCUACAAGCUGCUGAGCGCGGACGGGCAGUCGGAACCGCCGUACACGACCUGGAAGAUCCGGACCUCGGGCGAGUGCCGCCACACUCUGGACUACAUCUGGUAUUCCAAGCACGCGCUCAGCGUGAGGUCGGCCCUGGAUCUGCUCACGGAGGAGCAGAUUGGACCCAACCGCCUGCCGUCCUUCAAUUACCCUUCAGACCACCUGUCCCUAGUGUGCGACUUCAGCUUUAACGAGGAGCGUUGACGGACAUUUAUACAUGCUUGUCUGUGUCUCUUCAUCCCAAGUCUUAACCAGGGACGUUUUGGGAAGCUGAAAUGAGAUGAGAGGUUGACUGAGGAAGGCCCCCCAGUUCCUCUCACUUCAGUUUCCAUGUCUCCAGCAUGCCCUUGGGAAGGAACCCCAUUUGCUCACAAACCUUUUCCAUUAAAACCUACAGCGAAAAAGGUGUUUGCACUCCAGGUUUGGUUUGUAUUGUUUUCUUUCCCUUAGCGUUAAUUACAUUUUGAUCCUUUAAGGGCAUUAUAUUUGGCUUUGUUCGGAAGUUCUUUCAGUUUCAGGAUCCUGUAUUGAAAUAGACUUGCUCGAGUCCCCUGUAAUUAACAAAUAUGCAGGAACAGUUUCUCUAGACAACUGUUUCCAGUUAUUUAUUUGUGUUUUUUUUUAAAAUAUCAACAAGUCAUGCAUGGCAAUAUUUAUUUUUUUUAUAUCUUCGUGUAAAAUUAAGUAAAUAAAUUAUAGCAUUAUGAACAUUUAAAAACCAUGCAAAACAUAAGUUAUAGAGUAAUUUAUAGUAAUCUUCUUAAAACGUUAAAGAUGUUCUUACUUGAGGUCUAAUAAAAUCGUAGUGUACAAAGGAACCGUUUAGGCUGGAGGGGUUUUUGCUUGCUAUUUAAGUGGAAAUAUCAGUUCUCCUUGAUACAUUCUUCACAAAUCCUUGCUGUGUCUCCGUGUCCCCCAUUAUUAUGUUUCUUGAAGAAAUUCCAUUUCUGGUUUUCCAUCGGAAUGCUAUCGGUGUACAUUUGCGGUCACUCAGAAGUGUCAUUAUAUGUAUUGAAUAUGCUUUGCACGGUAGGUCGUUUAGGAGCUGAUAUGUGGCAGUGGCUAAGUCAGUGGGACCUUCUUUUCAGAGAUGGGAAACUAUUUCUAGCCUGUUAAUGAGGCUGUUGUUGAGAUUUACUAAGAUAGCCAGGUGACUGGUUUAAAACAACUAGAAAGCAGAAUAUAGAGUUAGAAAGAUAACCCGGAAUUCUCUUCCCUCAGAAAUAAAAGUGGUAAAGAUAACAGGUGAAACCCCUUCCUAACAAAAAUCCCCAAAAAAUAGCCCACUGGUAAUAAAUGGAUAGAUGUUUUAACCCAUGAGUUGUAAAUAUUUAAGAUCAAUAAAUAAAUGGUCUUUUAAAGCCA
Molecule: messenger RNA, 11409 nt
Organism: Orcinus orca (killer whale)
Lineage: Eukaryota; Metazoa; Chordata; Mammalia; Artiodactyla; Delphinidae
Gene: NOCT
Product: nocturnin
Exons: 3
Coding region: 9160-10248 (362 amino acids)
Biological process (GO): circadian rhythm
Molecular function (GO): poly(A)-specific ribonuclease activity
Source: RefSeq, a predicted model, not a curated record